This is a messenger RNA of Strongylus vulgaris, 438 nucleotides long. Lineage: Eukaryota; Metazoa; Nematoda; Chromadorea; Rhabditida; Strongylidae. The record is from the annotation of a GenBank genome assembly.
AAACUAAAAACGUUGGAAGAAUCUGAAGGUUUCAUUCUUGAACAUCCUCAUCUGGCCAGCGAGUAUACAGCAAAUUAUCUCACCAUCGAUGCACUGAACAUGGCUAUCGACAAUAAGGAAGAGGAAAUGAGCAAUAUCGCUCGACAAUGCAUUGAAAAACGCAUUGCUGCGGCACCGGGUCAUCUCGAUCCUCAGGAAGUGUAUGAAUCUUUGCCUGAAGAGAUGCGUGCAGCUUUCGACAGCCAGGAUGUUUCGAGACUCCAGGAGGUCGCCUUGUCCAUGGAUAGAGAGGUGUUUUCAUAUCAUUUCCAACGUUGUAUUGAUUCUGGUUUAUGGGUACCAAAUGCUUCAGCCGAAGAAGGAGAGCAGACGGCAGAGGCCGGAGAGGUAAGAUCACGUCUUCUUCUUUCGAUGAACUUACUUACUUUGAAUUCCUAG